AACUUGUACAUGCCAAGGAUGGUGGGGAUACGGCGGAAGAGGAGGACGAGGAAGCCAAGGCUGAUCAGGCGUCCCCACGCCGUGCCGGUGGUACGGGACUUGCUCCACGGCAUAAUAAGACCAUUGCACAUGAAGCUGCCAAAGUUUAGCAAGGCGUUCAUGCAAGAGUUGACCUCGUCAUGGCGCACUUCGGCCUCAUGGAGGAACUCGCUCUUCCAGUUCAAGGUGUUGCCAGCGACGAAGCAGGCGAGCAGGUCGUCGGUGCCGAGCAUGCCGCAAAUGCCUGCAAGGAAGAGAGGCCUAGAGCGGUAGGGGGGAGGAGAGCGGCUUCCGAGUUGGGACACACCUGUGCUGCAGAUAGUCUUUCCAGCCCCGAACCCAACCCGGGCACCAAUUCCAACAGACACAAGUACAAUGUACCGCCACGUCUCUACCACUCAGUUUCCGAUCGCGACGCCGACGCCUCCAUUGAGCCUGCCCACUCUGGCCACCGUGCCAUGUCCACCAGAAGAAUCACCGGCCAUACUUCGUCGACCCGUAAUGGCCACUUGGACGCCGAUCACGAUGCGGUUCAGGCCGAGGGUGAACCUGUUCCCGGACCGAGACUGGUUCUGACAAGGACGGCGGGUAGCGCUUCACCGACAAAACCAACGGCUCUUGAUCUUGACGGAUAUGGUGCCGAAGAGGAUAAAGAAGGCGCUGAGAACACCGAUGACCUUGUCAAGGUCGCUGAUAUCUAGAUUCGGCAUC
Messenger RNA from Neurospora tetrasperma FGSC 2508, 750 nucleotides. RefSeq lists its product as uncharacterized. The transcript has 3 exons. Lineage: Eukaryota; Fungi; Ascomycota; Sordariomycetes; Sordariales; Sordariaceae. The record is from RefSeq and is a predicted model, not a curated record. Bases 180 to 740 code for a protein of 186 amino acids.